CGGUCACAUUUUACCAUGAAGCAUUCUGGAGGUCACAGCCUCAAUUCCAAAGAAGACAAAAUGAAGCGAAAAGCAGAAAAGCAACAACAAGCCGCAGCACCAGCAGUGCCGGUUAGCGCAUUCGCAGCACGCAAAGCUCGACAACAGCAGCAGCACCAGUCGCAGCAGGAGGAUGUUGUGAUUACGGUGAAUAAGGCAUUGGAGCUCGAAUCGCAAAGAGAACCCCCGUCUAAGAAGGCGCGACGUCUGUCCGAGAAAGAGGAGAGUACGCCGCAGUCCGCCGCGGGAGAGAAUUAUGGUCAGGAACGACUGGCUUUGCGGAAGAAGAAGGACUCUGGGAAGGCCAAGAAGUCUGCGGAUACACCAUCGAAAUCAAGGGAGGAAGCUCGUACGGUCAAGAAGGAGGUUCCUGGGAUAGAAUCGGAGAUUGAGCAGACGAGUGUGAUGGAGGCGAAUCCUGAUGAUGCUGUUGCUUCGAUCAAUGGUGAUGCUGAUGGAUACGAAUCCCCAACAAUACCUGCAGAGAUCCAGAACUUCCCUCUCUCCAAGACACGAUUGAACAAGAACAACAUCGUCUACAGCGAUGAACAUAAACUGUGUGUCCGCAUCAAAGAGAAGAUGAACCUCACUUUGCUUGGACACUACGACCUCUGGGUGAAACGCGGAGUGAUCAGUUUGAUGGGGGCCAAAUUGCACCUGUCUCCUCGUGUCUAUCGAGUCUACGCUCCUUCGACACACUCGUUGCCUGUGAUCAAGUGCGUUGCUGGUGUGGAGGGCGAGGCGGAAAUCGAGAUCAAGUCUUGCCAUAGCGGCAUCUAUCGCCUACGUGAUGUCUCGCCGUUAUAUCAACGGAUAUGGAAUGGCAAUAAUACGUCUGCUGAUAAGCUCACUUUGAAAAAUGCGCCGUCAAGCCACAAGAGGACGUUCUCAGUGUUGUAUACAUCUGCAGAGGACUCUAUGAAACGGCACUUGAGACCCCUUCACCUCGAGAAACAGUGGAGCUCAUCUAUCAAGCACCUUUCCCAGCGAGGCGGACAGCUCCGAGCGCUGGUAUGCGGUCCCAAGGCAUCGGGAAAGUCUACGUUCAGUCGCUACCUCUUAAACCACCUCCUCAGCCCAGCACCACAAACCGAAGGUGCGCGCAGCAGCGCGGACGGUGUCGCAUUCUUGGACCUGGACCCUGGGCAGCCGGAGUUCUCGCCCAUGGGCCAGGUUUACUUGGCGCAUUUACGCUCGCCGUUCUUCGGCCCCCCGUUUACUCACCCGUCGCUCGAUAAUCCUGCAGAUGCAUCUAUAGUUCGGGCACAUCACAUCGGCGCAACGUCGCCGAAGGAAGACCCAGACCACUACGUACUUGCUGCUAUGGACCUGAUGGACCGGUAUCGUGGUUUGUUGGCAAGUUACCCGCAAUGUCCGCUUAUCAUCAACUACCCGGGGUGGAUUUUUGGACUCGGGCUGGAGGUUGCAACAUGGCUUGUGAAAUCCCUUGGUCUGUCGGACGUCGUGUACAUGAGCGAAAAGGGACCAGCUGAAGUGGUCGAGCCCCUCGGUCAAGCCGCGUACGAGGCGCGAAUUCCCCUAAUCACCCUGCCAUCGCAGCCUACCGAUUUCGUGAGCCGGUCAAGCGCGCAGCUGCGCACGAUGCAGGUCCAGUCGUACUUCCACAAGACCCGGCCGCAAGCAGUGCAGAACCCCCUGUGGCUUGACACGCCAACGUCGCGCGCGCGGCCUAUGCUCGUCGACUAUGCCGGACCGCGGCAAGGGAUUCGAGGUAUCAUGGUUAUGGGAUCUGAAAUCCAGCCUGAUAUGCUGCACGACGCUCUCGAUGGAAGCAUCGUUGGGGUUGUGGCGGUGGAAACCCCCAACGCAAUCAUGGGCGAGACCGACUGUUCCCUUUGGAACGAGAACCCAGCAAAUGCAGCUGCAGAAAACGAAGACGAUACAUCCGAUAUUGAAAUGGACGGCUCAACACAUCCAGCGCCCAGACAACCCGCCACCCCCAACGCAAGGACUAGCAUGGAAACAUACAUCACGCGCACUGCAAACGAAGAUCUCCCAUACCUAUUCGUCGGCUCCGGCAGCUGCAGCCCGCUCGAUCCGAAAGCAUCCCACUGUCUGGGCCUCGCAUUAGUCAGAUCCAUCAACGCCAGCACCCGAAAACUCGAACUCGUCACGCCCAUUCCCGGAGACCAUAUCCGUCAUGCUAUACAGCAGGGACAUGGAAUCGUGCUUGUCCGCGGACAGCUGGAUAACCCCAACUGGGCGAUCAGCGAGGAGUACUAUGCCGCGCGAGCCGCAGCGCAACGCCACCAGCGUCGCAUAGCCCAAGCGCGGAAAGCCAAGCACGACGACGAGGAAAAAGAAAAGAGCGGUAGUGAUGACGAUGACGAUGACGGCGCGGCACUGGCCGUGACGGAUAGUAAACAGCAGGCGCAAAUAAGAGACAAACUGCAAGAGCGCAUCCGACGAGCCAGUCAGGCGCCUUGGAUCACGGUCAUCGAAGAUGAUGGGAAACGGCAGCGCGAGGUGGCGCAACGAGAGCGCUCGCUAUGGAAACUGCGGAAGAAGGCGUAUCCCGGGAGUGGGAGUGAGAUGGACUAGACGGUGUACAUAACAAACAUGAUUCAAUCCAGGCAUAUAACACGGAGUACUCCGCACUUUUCUAACAAAUAAAGAUGAAUCCAUCUCGAUACGAGAGCCUCACAGGGAUGCUGAUCUGGUCCGGUGACGUAGAACUAGAUAAUUGCUUUUUGGGCUUGCACCCCGUACAUGCAUGAAGUACCAGGGACCGGGAUAAUGGAUAUGAUCAGUCACGGCGAGAUACGAGGUA
This is a messenger RNA of Aspergillus glaucus CBS 516.65, 2830 nucleotides long. RefSeq names its product putative RNA processing protein Grc3 (gene grc3). The record is from RefSeq and is a predicted model, not a curated record. Gene Ontology annotation, cellular component: nucleus. Gene Ontology annotation, biological process: cleavage in ITS2 between 5.8S rRNA and LSU-rRNA of tricistronic rRNA transcript (SSU-rRNA, 5.8S rRNA, LSU-rRNA). The transcript has 5 exons. Gene Ontology annotation, molecular function: polynucleotide 5'-hydroxyl-kinase activity. NCBI's taxonomy places the organism in Eukaryota, Fungi, Ascomycota, Eurotiomycetes, Eurotiales, Aspergillaceae. Bases 16 to 2601 code for a protein of 861 amino acids.